Dendroctonus ponderosae (mountain pine beetle) is the source of this 2192-nucleotide messenger RNA. RefSeq names its product trans-acting T-cell-specific transcription factor GATA-3. Gene Ontology annotation, molecular function: RNA polymerase II cis-regulatory region sequence-specific DNA binding; zinc ion binding; DNA-binding transcription factor activity, RNA polymerase II-specific. NCBI's taxonomy places the organism in Eukaryota, Metazoa, Arthropoda, Insecta, Coleoptera, Curculionidae. The record is from RefSeq and is a predicted model, not a curated record. Gene Ontology annotation, biological process: cell fate commitment; positive regulation of transcription by RNA polymerase II; negative regulation of transcription by RNA polymerase II.
GACUCUAUCGGGCUGUUGGGUCGCGAGGCCGCUUCCCAUCGCUAGUCGAAAUCCCGCUAAUCCGCUGGCCGAUUUUCGGGCCCAAACAGGCGGAAAAUCGGCCAUCCGACCAUUUCCCAAAUCGACAUUUACAAGUGGCGACCAUUUUGUUGUUUGUCAUGUGAGAUGGCGCAGACUGUAAUUUUCUACGUGUGCGGCAGCCACCUGAACGGUUCGAGUGACUCUCAAUAGCAUUUUGAACAUCAGCGGCCGCGAAUCAAGAACUCGAUUCGAAAUUAUCGGUUUUGGUGAUUGCGUGUUUGGUGUUUGGUGCCGCUCCAAGAACAGACCAUGGAGGCCAGUGAGGAACUGGAGAACUCGCCCAGUGCCAUCAAGCCUGAACCCGCUGCGCCCCUUGCAGCUGAAGAGGAAGUGAAAAUAGAGCCACCAGAGCCGGCCCUUCUGGCGCAAGACGCCGGCCAGCAGACGCCACCGUCGGUGAUUAAGCGCCACGUCCUGACGACGGCCGGAAAGAUCGAAACGACGGACGACCAGCUGGAGGUGCAAACCGAAGAGAUCGUGAACACCUCCGAGCUGAGUCCGGCGACGGAAAAGGGUUGCGUGCAGCAGGAGGUGGUGUCCUACGAGGUGAUCAGCCAGGAGGCGGCGGGCGGUUCUGAGCACUUUAUCGACGCCAAACACUUCACGGUCACCACUGAGGGCGUCAAUGAAGCCUUCCAGUUCUCGCAGGGCGACGCCCAGCAAUCGCCCGUCUUCACGCUGGAGAUCCGCGAUGGUCCUUCAGUUCCCGUAACGAUCGACAACAGCGCCAUUGACCCAUCGGCCGAUUACGCCAACCUGGAAACUGCCCAGUACCCGAACAAUGGCCAGUACCCGCCCGAUGGCACUCAGUACCUGCAGCAGCACCAGUACAGCACCAUGCAGUUCCAGAUCGAUCGCAACAAUGGGGAGAGCCCCCCGAUCAACAUCAGCAACAACAACGUGCUGGUGCGCAACAACGACCCCACGCUGGCCUCGACCCGGUACCAGGACAUCCGCUACGCAAACAACUACGAGCAGCAGCUGAAUCAGAUCACGCUGACCGCCUCCCAACCAGGGUCGUCCUUUCAAAUCAGCACUGUGCCCCCUACGACCAGUGGGGCGGAGUCGUGGCCGCCCCCGAACGCCAUCCCCUACCAGGGCUAUCCGGGCGGCAAUGUGAGCGUCCAUCAGGCGGACAGCAGCACCCAACAGUACUUCAUGAACAACACUUGGACGGGGGAGGCCCUGGAAGAUGGCGGCCCCGUUUCGGGCGCGCAGCGGCCAUCCUCAGAGACCAGCAACCGAAGAAACGGGGUGACGUGCGCCAACUGCAAAACGACCAACACCACACUGUGGAGGCGAAACAAUCAAGGGGAGCCUGUUUGCAAUGCCUGCGGAUUGUACUUUAAGCUGCAUUCGAUAAUCAGACCAUAUACUUCAACAGCAUGCAAACAGAGGCGGACUUAUCCGAACAAUAUCAAUUGCCUCACACCAUCAGCACGAGCGUUCCAUACCAGCAGCCUCAGUACCAUCGACAAAUCCAGGCUAGUGACCAUUUGAACCGGCAACUGGCCAACGUCAACCCUUUGCAGCCUACUUUGACAACUGACUCGGACCACGCCCGAGUAUUUGGCACUUCUUCGCCUCAACUAACUUACCAUGUGGAGGAGCACUCCGAAGAGACUGAGCUGCACUAGCCCUACUUUACUAUCCCUAAGCCUGUUUAUUUUAUAUUUUUAUACGUUACGACUUUUAUAUGAAAUUAUUAUUUAUUUUGUUCGUUCGUCAGCCGAAACGUUCUUACCACCAAAGGGCAAGCGGACGAAAUUACACUACUUAUGCACUAUUCAUUCAUUCCCUGAACUGUUGUACAUAAAAAAGGGCUGUAAAUUUGCCGAGAUAUUAGAUCUAGCCUUAGCUGAUUAGUUCUGUACAAAUAUGCCAAAGGUUACAAUUUAAGGACGGUGUGAACUAGUAUUUAUUUAUUAAAUUUGUUUAUAUUAGCACGUUUGCACAUCAGCUUUUUGUAAAACCAAAGCCUCUAUGUUUAAGUCUACAUUUGCCAUUUCGUUUGUUAACAGGCGGAAACGAUCAGAGUUUGUAUAUUUAUAUAAGUUGUGGAACAAUCGAAUUUUAUUAUUAUUUGUCAUUAAUAAACCGUUUUAAUCCGC